Messenger RNA from Trichobilharzia regenti, 738 nucleotides. NCBI's taxonomy places the organism in Eukaryota, Metazoa, Platyhelminthes, Trematoda, Strigeidida, Schistosomatidae. The record is from the annotation of a GenBank genome assembly.
CUUGUCUUCUGUUGUUACAUUUGGUGUCGCUGCCUACCGACAAAUGAAAAGCCUAUACCCUGCAGUUUUUGAUGGAGACAUAUGGAUCUUCGGGCAGGACUUCAAGGCUUCUGCGCAGUUGAGUGGCGUUCAAGAUCUGUCAGCGAUGGAGCUGCUACCUGAGACGCUGCUGGGAGGUCGGGCGAAAGCAGCAUAUGAAGGUGUGGGCCGAAGUAUGGACGAAUGUUCGACAGGGUCAGGCAAACAGUUUCCAAAGUGGGAAGGACCAUAUAUGGUCACUUCGAGAUGGGGUUACGCAGACACAGUCGCAAUGGCGAACAAUGAGAGGCGCGUGAACGUCAGCGAGCUCCAGAAAUGGAUACAGCGAGACAAGCCAACGAUGACACCUGCACCAAGUAGAUCAAGCCGACUUCAGUCGCACGUAUUUGACGGGGGGACGAGUGUGGUGAGAGCAGGCUGCUAGCCGAUUGGUUGGCACUAAUCUACGUUAAGGUCUAGGUCACUAAUAUGGGCCGUGAACAAGCCUGAGUCAACAACCAAUCACAGCAAAGUUAACGUGGCAAAAUAUGAUUCGCAGAGAGAACUCUAUUUGUCAAGGAAUCCCGAAACAACCAAUCAGAAGCCUGCGUUUGUCUACCUAAACAACCAAUCAGAUGACUGCGCUUGUCUAUAAUAAUGUAGUUGAAAGAUGUAUAAAUACGUGUUGAUUUUCAUAAUAAAACGAUCUGUUGCCUGGCC